Messenger RNA from Microtus oregoni (creeping vole), 4464 nucleotides. It is a transcript of the gene P4ha1, whose product is annotated as prolyl 4-hydroxylase subunit alpha 1. Bases 228 to 1847 code for a protein of 539 amino acids. Gene Ontology annotation, molecular function: iron ion binding; protein binding; procollagen-proline 4-dioxygenase activity. Lineage: Eukaryota; Metazoa; Chordata; Mammalia; Rodentia; Cricetidae. Gene Ontology annotation, biological process: peptidyl-proline hydroxylation to 4-hydroxy-L-proline. The record is from RefSeq and is a predicted model, not a curated record. The transcript is spliced from 15 exons. Gene Ontology annotation, cellular component: endoplasmic reticulum.
AACGCACGUAGCGAGGGCUGGGGCCGUCCUUUCCCCGGCGCGCCGGCGCAGGCCUGGGGUUUAUAAAAGGGCUGAUGGGCUCCCUCUGUCGCCCAGUCGCACCGCCAGCAGGCAGAGGGUAGCUGGGAGGUAGCCACCGGAGCGCAGGCGACGGGACCCGACAGGACCAACCGGACCCGAGCUGUCGCCGCCCUCACGCACGGCCCGCUGUCCAGGUGUGUGAACCCAUGAAGUCUUCCAAGAUGAUCUGGUGUGUUUUAAUGAUAGGGAUUCUACUUCCUCAGUCUUCAGCCCAUCCAGGCUUCUUUACUUCAAUUGGUCAGAUGACUGAUUUGAUCCAUACUGAAAAAGAUCUGGUGACAUCACUAAAGGAUUACAUUAAAGCAGAAGAGGACAAGUUAGAACAGAUAAAAAAAUGGGCAGAGAAGUUAGACCGACUAACCAGUACGGCAACCAAAGACCCAGAAGGGUUUGUUGGACAUCCUGUAAAUGCAUUCAAAUUAAUGAAGCGUCUGAACACUGAAUGGAGUGAGUUGGAGAAUCUGAUCCUCAAAGAUAUGUCAGAUGGCUUUAUCUCUAACCUGACCAUUCAGAGGCAGUACUUCCCUAAUGACGAAGAUCAGGUUGGGGCAGCUAAAGCUCUGUUUCGUCUGCAAGACACCUACAAUCUGGACACAGACACCAUCUCAAAGGGUAAUCUUCCAGGAGUGAUACACAAGUCUUUCCUAACGGCCGAGGACUGCUUUGAGUUGGGCAAAGUGGCCUAUACAGAAGCAGAUUAUUACCACACGGAACUGUGGAUGGAGCAAGCACUAAUGCAGCUGGAGGAAGGCGAGGUUUCCACCAUAGACAAAGUCUCUGUUCUAGACUAUUUGAGCUAUGCAGUGUACCAGCAGGGAGACCUGGAUAAGGCACUUUUGCUCACAAAGAAGCUUCUUGAACUAGAUCCUGAACAUCAGAGAGCUAAUGGUAACUUAAGAUAUUUUGAGUACAUAAUGACUAAAGAAAAAGAUACCAAUAAAUCUGCUUCAGGUGACCAGUCUGAUCAGAAAAGUACACCAAAGAAAAAAGGGAUUGCUGUGGAUUACCUGCCAGAGAGACAGAAGUACGAAAUGCUGUGCCGUGGGGAGGGUAUCAAAAUGACACCUCGGAGACAAAAAAAGCUGUUCUGCCGCUACCAUGAUGGAAACCGAAAUCCUAAAUUUAUUCUGGCUCCAGCCAAACAGGAGGAUGAGUGGGACAAGCCGCGUAUUAUUCGUUUCCAUGAUAUUAUUUCUGAUGCAGAAAUUGAGGUUGUCAAAGACUUAGCAAAACCAAGGCUGAGCCGAGCUACAGUACAUGACCCUGAGACGGGGAAAUUGACCACAGCACAGUACAGAGUAUCUAAGAGUGCUUGGCUGUCUGGCUAUGAGGACCCUGUGGUAUCUAGAAUUAAUAUGAGAAUACAGGAUCUCACCGGACUAGAUGUUUCCACAGCAGAGGAAUUACAGGUAGCAAAUUAUGGAGUUGGAGGACAAUAUGAACCCCAUUUUGACUUUGCACGGAAAGAUGAGCCAGAUGCUUUCAGAGAGCUUGGGACAGGAAAUAGAAUUGCUACAUGGCUGUUCUAUAUGAGUGACGUGUCUGCCGGAGGAGCCACUGUGUUUCCUGAAGUGGGGGCUAGUGUUUGGCCCAAAAAAGGCACCGCUGUCUUCUGGUAUAAUCUGUUUGCCAGUGGAGAAGGAGAUUACAGUACACGGCAUGCAGCCUGUCCUGUGCUAGUUGGAAACAAAUGGGUAUCCAACAAAUGGCUGCAUGAACGUGGACAGGAAUUCCGAAGGCCGUGCACCCUGUCAGAACUGGAAUGACAGACCGGCUCCCCUCGCUCCUGUUGUCCUCUAAUGCGCCCGGCACAAUCGCUGAUAACUUUCAGACGUUUACAGCUGACUAACACUCCAUGGUUAACUCGGUCAUGAACCUCGUCCCGUGUUUUGUCUGUGGACAAUCACUUAUUGUAUGGGCUUUUUUGUUUUUUAAUUAACACUCAGUCACCACAUUAUGUAAAAUUUUACAGUUCAUUAUCACAGAGUACAGGACAUUUAAACAACAGAAUUAGGAUUCAUAAUUUUAAAAGAGCUUUUUGGUUUAGAUUAAAAAAACAAAAACAUCCAAUUGUAGAUUUCAGCGCAUCUGCGUAGAUGGUGGUCCCAGCGAGGCUGUGUGUGGGGUGCAGGAGCCUGUCCUCCUGCUCUUCCUUCGCUGGAGUGUGCGCACUCCUAAUAAACUAGGACCCUAGUCUGGGCCCUAAGGGCUUUGCCUCAUCUAUUAGUCCACGUUCCUAUUUCUUAUUAUUUAAAGAAACUGUAUUUUUACCAGAUCUCCCUCCUCAACAGUGGUGAAUUCAAUUGGUUUGAGAAAAUUACUUCGUUCAAAAAGUUCUGCUUAGCAGAACUGCCCUACAACUACAGUGCUCAGACUUUUUCCUCAGUGACUGAUGGUGUCCAGAGACCCUGCCUGUGUUCCUCCUACAGCAGGUGGUGGUGGUGGCAUUCUGAUUAAAUACUGUGCCUUAGGAGACAGGGAGUUACAGGUCCUCGUAAUGACGAGUGAGGGAGUUGAUUUUAAAAAAGUCUUUUAUAAAAAGCCAAAAUGUUUUUUCUUUCUGAAACGUGUUAUAACAGUGACCUAUUUAUGAUCUUAAAUCUUUUUUUAAAAAAAUGUUUCUGUGUGGUAUUUUUCAUGUAAAAUAACACUGCGUACAGGUAUGUUACUCCUUUACUACAUAGAGCUACAGUUUAGUAUUUGGUUAGACUUUUAGUCAAUCAAAACAUGUUACUUUGGAGUCUAGCUUGCCUGGCCCACUUCAGACUUUUAUGAGACACUAACAAAAAGUGUACUUUCUUCAGACACAGUCAUGCUUUGAUUAUGAGUUGUUACAAUAAUGAUACUUACACACUUUCUCUUAUUCAAAAGCCUGGUUGUGGUCUUGAUGUAUAUGAGGGAAUUUUUUUUUCAUUCAGAGCUCUGGCUCUUUCUUUUUAGUUCUCUGGGAAAGUAGGGAUUAAAAUGAACUGUUCCAUCACAAAGAUUUUAACAAAAAAACAAGUUCAGCACUUUAAACUGAUUUUAGGUGCUUUAAAGACAGGAUGGAGCCGGGCAGUGGUGGCACACGCCUUUAAUCCCAGCACUCAGGAGGCAGAGGCAGGCAGAUCUCUGAGUUCGAGGCCAACCUGAUCUUCACAGCAAGUUCCAGGACAGGCUCCAAAGCUAUAGAGAAACCUUAUCUUGAAAACAAAAACAGGAUGGGUAUGGUGGUCCACAUCUUUGGUUUCAGCACUUAAGAGAUGCUUCUGCCUUUUCCUCCUAAGUUCAAAAACAGCAUGGUCUACAUAGUAAGUUCUAGGUCAGCCAGGGCUACAUUGAGAGAUCUUACCUCAAAAACAAACAGAACAACUUCUUUUAGGCCAGUGGUGUAGUUCAAACAUAGAGUAACACGUGUGAGCCCUUGGGUCCCAUUCCGCUACUAAAACCCCACACUGGUUAACAUGGAAGCAACAAGUAAAAUAGGGAUUUCAAGGCCAGAAAAUAGGUUUGUCACGAAGUGUUAGCAACCAGAUGAUAAAUUAGGGAGACAACAAUAUAUACAUCUUCUAUAAGAACUUUAUAAGCUAUGUGUGGCCUGCCCCUGCCUGAUGUUCCCAUGAGAACAUCUGGUGGUUAGUGCCAUUUGCAGUCUCAGGUGACUGGGGCCAGUGGCUGCUCCCCACCUGGAAAACCACAGGGUUCAUGAGGAAAAGGGGCAAAUAGUUGAAACCAGGAAUGGCCUGUACACACGUGGAGAGACGCUCAGCCUCGCUGCUCCUUUAAGGAAGUCGGCAGUGUUACAGGAUUCCUGUCAGGAAAAGAAAGUGUCGUCGAGGAUGUGUAAAGAUUGUUAUUAUGUAAAAGUUCUUCAGAACCUGUGGAAUUUGUUUCUGGGUAGGAAAUGAAGGCAAAGAGUUGACGUGUUUAUACCCGGGCUCAUGACAGGAUCGUUUGUAGUCACCGUAAAAUGGAAGCAACCUAAGUACAGAAAUAAAUGAGUGGGGGAAAGGUGGCAUAUACAUUAGGAACAUAUUCAAGCCAGAAAAGGAAAUUCCAACACACGCUCAACAUAGUUGAAGCUUGGCGAAAUAAGCCACACAGAUGCUCUCAGCCACUCACGUGAUACCUAGAGUAAUCGAAUGCCGGGGAUGUACGUGGUUGUCUGGGUGGAGAGGAGACACUUGGGACUUAGUAUUUAUUGGGUGUUUUGCCAAGAAUAUACACUUAAUGUGAUCUAAAUAUACUCUUCGAUUUUAGACUUAUUUUGUAUGCAUGAGUGUUUUGCCUGUAUGUAUGUAUGUGUACUACAUGUGAACUUGGUGUCCUCAGAGAUCAGGCAAGGCCAUCGGACCUUCUAGAACCAGUGGUGGUUGUUUGGUAACCAUCAUGUAGGUGCUGGAG